Marchantia polymorpha subsp. ruderalis is the source of this 1370-nucleotide messenger RNA. The record is from the annotation of a GenBank genome assembly. Lineage: Eukaryota; Viridiplantae; Streptophyta; Marchantiopsida; Marchantiales; Marchantiaceae.
GUGGUCCCUGAGGAGAAUGCAAUUUUCACUCGUGGGGAAGAAGGGGAACGGCGAGCCCAACUGACUUGUGCGAAUCGACUUGGCGAUGGCGGAGUCAGGUGGUGCGCAGAUUAUCGACGGCAAGCUGAUCGCCAAGCAAAUACACUGGAGUAUCGCUCAGGAGAUCACAACUUUGAAAGAACGCCAUGACAAGGUUCCAGGUCUGGCUGUUCUCAUUGUCGGAGAAAGAAAGGAUUCUCAGACUUAUGUGCGCAUGAAGCGAAAAGCUUGUGCCGAAGUGGGCAUAAAGUCCUUUGAUGUAGAUCUACCAGCCACUGCAACCGAGGAGGAAAUUUUGGACGCUGUGCUCGCGCUCAAUGCUAAUCCUGAGAUUCAAGGUAUACUGGUGCAGUUACCUCUGCCCAAGCAUGUUAAUGAACAAAAGAUCUUACUAGCCAUCAGCAUUGAGAAAGAUGUGGACGGCUUUCACCCUCUUAACAUCGGAAAUCUCACUAUGAAGGGCAGAGAACCUUUGUUCAGUCCCUGCACUCCAAAGGGUUGCAUAGAGCUACUGAAGGAAAGUGGCAUCGCGAUUGCCGGGAAAAGGGCAGUGGUGGUGGGACGUAGCAACAUCGUCGGAAUGCCAGUGGCAUUGAUGCUAAAUAAUCGUGAUGCCACCGUCACGAUUGUUCACUCACGCACCAAAAACCCCGAAGCAAUCAUCAGAGAAGCGGACAUCGUCAUAGCUGCUGCAGGUCAACCGCUGAUGAUAAAAGGAGACUGGAUCAAGCCCGGUGCAGCUGUCAUCGAUGUUGGCACCAAUUCUGUAGAUGAUCCUAGCAAGAAGAGCGGUUACCGCCUUGUUGGAGACGUUGACUUUGAAGAAGUGAAGAAGGUAGCGGGAUUCAUCACCCCAGUACCAGGAGGAGUAGGGCCUAUGACCAUUGCCAUGUUGCUCCAAAACACUCUUGAGAGUGCAAAACGUAUGUUUGCGCUAGAAGGUUAACAUACUGUUGUACACUUCUCAGAAAGUCAUAGAAAAUUUGAGGUUGACCCGGAAAUUGUAUCUGUACUAUACCAGUAUCAAUGGGGUUUCAGAUUCUAAACCCAUUUGAUUUCUCUCAUGGAGAUCAUGUAGAUCAAAAUCAGAACCACAAGAGCAGAUACUGUUGGCUCAGCAUGAGAAGACGCAUGCCUUAAUUCUUGUGUAAAAGCGUAGAUCCGUAGAGCAACUCCUUAUUUUGUCCACGAAGAGAGUAUAACAAUCGAGAAAAAUCUUGACUACGUACAUAUCCCCAGGGGAGACGAGGACACUUCAGUUUGCUUCGCCAUCCUUGAGGUCGAAAGCAAUUUCAAUCUACGUAACGAGAAAAGCAGCCAUUUCAACUGCA